Messenger RNA from Brassica napus (rape), 519 nucleotides. RefSeq lists its product as uncharacterized. The record is from RefSeq and is a predicted model, not a curated record. The coding region runs from base 103 to 291 and encodes 62 amino acids. NCBI's taxonomy places the organism in Eukaryota, Viridiplantae, Streptophyta, Magnoliopsida, Brassicales, Brassicaceae. The transcript has a single exon.
CUUCUUUCUUCCUCACAAGUCAUCACAACCAAAUUCAGUAAUAGCUCUGGAAAAGAACUCAAGAACAUUCAAGAUCAUUCCUCUUCGAUUAUCUCAUCAAUCAUGAUCUCCAUCGUAAUCAUGGCUGAGUUACUGGUUGAGUACACGACAGCUCUCGCUAAACUCACCGUCGGGAUUCUUCCGAGGCGACAAGGCGACGGAAACUUUAUACGUAUAGGCAACUUCUCCUUGUAUUGUCCUCCUAGAUCGUCGCCAGUUCCAGACUUCUCUGCGCAUCUUGUCGAUUUCUGAUACGUGACGACUGACGAGUGUCCAUCCUUUUUCUUCUUCUUUUUUUCUUUUAUUCUUUAUUGAUCGAGUAGAUGAGUAACAGCCGAGGCUUCUUUUUUCUUCCAUUUUCCAUAUUGAAUAGAUCAAUAGAGAUAUGUUAAUGUGCAUCACACGAAUUAAAAUGGGAUAAUCUGUACUUCUGUGCUUUUUUGUGUACUCACAUAAUAUACAAUCAUUUUUUUUAAUUAA